Alternaria alternata is the source of this 756-nucleotide messenger RNA. RefSeq lists its product as hypothetical. The transcript has a single exon. Lineage: Eukaryota; Fungi; Ascomycota; Dothideomycetes; Pleosporales; Pleosporaceae. The record is from RefSeq and is a predicted model, not a curated record. Bases 110 to 622 code for a protein of 170 amino acids.
GCUCGUGCUGGGGAAGAAGGGACGAUGCCUACAACGAUCGCGUGCCUGAGAACGCGCAAGAGAUAGAAGGAAGGAGCAACCACAUACAUCAGCGCACGCUUCCUUGCGUAUGAUUCUUCCUUCUCUUAACAACUCGAAUGGAUGCGACACCACUUUCGAUGCCUUUUCAAUGCAAACCUCGUCGGUCGGUACAGCUGUCGCUAUCGCAUCGGUGUCACGGGGAUGUCAGCCUGGUGCGUGCGCCUGUUCUGGUGUUGCGAACAACAGGCGAGUAUGGCGAUCACAGUUGAGUUCAAGCUCAACACGCAAGCGGGGCGCAGCGAUCCAAACUAUCGCGAUGUCGUCGCGACAAACGGAUCAGUUACUAAGAAGAAGUUGGAAAGUCAAAGCUGGGCAGAACUACCCUACGCUCACAAGAUUGAGGCUAUGCUCAAGCCUCAUGCAUUCUGCCAUGCGCCAGACACCCUGUAGCCUAGCCACUGGUCCUGUCAGCCAUGUUUGCCCCUCACUUCCCAGCCUGAGGCAUCCAAUAGCUGCACAAGCCCCAAUCCAUGGGGGCUGUGGGAGUGCACAAACUCCCGUGUCCUCGAUAAAGUGUCUGGGCCUCCGACCGGACUGGUAACAGAUGUGCCACACGCAGAUCCGGUGGGCGAUGCAGGCGCUUUUGGCCCCCAACUCGACGCGCGCGACUUUUACUGCUCCACGUUGAGCUUCGUCACCAUCAUUCAUGCCUUCCUCGCCUCAGUUCCGCAUCCG